Aaosphaeria arxii CBS 175.79 is the source of this 2128-nucleotide messenger RNA. RefSeq lists its product as uncharacterized. The record is from RefSeq and is a predicted model, not a curated record. Gene Ontology annotation, molecular function: DNA-binding transcription factor activity, RNA polymerase II-specific; zinc ion binding. Lineage: Eukaryota; Fungi; Ascomycota; Dothideomycetes; Pleosporales. The transcript is spliced from 5 exons. Gene Ontology annotation, biological process: regulation of DNA-templated transcription. Bases 439 to 1914 code for a protein of 491 amino acids.
GAAAUUGCCCUCGGUCGCAUUGGUAGUCUGCAUCUCCAUCUUCUCAGCCUUAAGGGGUUUCGAUCGCGCGGGCGGUUCAACCUGUGCAACGUGCCAAAGCCAUUCCCGCUCAAACUACCAUACCAUACACACUGUCGGCCGGCCUCCCUUUGCCCCCUACCCUUUCCCACGUCAGCAGUGCACCCUGACCCGGAAGAUUGCUGCUGCACGGAUCCUGGGAGACCGUCCGUGGCCUCCAGCAGUAGAAACAGUGUACAAGCGCGGUUGUUACAGGCCCCUCGGCUUGGGCUGCCUUUGCUUUGCGUCACAGUAGCCUUUCGUGCGCAGUUCACUCCAUGUGGUUCAUAUAGAAGUCCUCGCAGAGAAUCGCAGGUUGCAGGUCCAACGAGCAACCAACUCUCCCCUCUUCACCCCCACUACGACUUCAUCAAACACAACAUGGGAUUCUCGGGAAAACCAAGCAAAGGCUGUGCGCCGUGUCGAGCAAAAAGAACAAAAUGUGACUUGGCCGUUCCCUCUUGUACUCAGUGCAUCCGCAAAGGCAGAGUCUGUUCUGGCUACCGAAAUGAACAAGACCUGCUAUUCAGAAACGAGACAAAACUUGUCGUUCGAAAAGCUAAGAGACGGCACGAGAGCCAAUCGCCACCGCCAAACCACCUCCCGAUGGAGGCUUUCUCCAUGCAAUUGUUCAACCCUAUGCCCUCAAGGAGAGCAGCAGUGAACGACGAGGCUGAAAUGCACUUCUUCGCACAUCUCAACGAAAAGCUAUUUGCAUCCCAAGAUUGCUCUACUGGUGGUGGUUAUGACUAUAUCCUUCCCGUAUAUUCGCAAGACCUCCUAUCGAACGGGCCCGUACCGGAGAUAAUAAGAGCAACUGGACUGGCAGCACUCGGGAGCACUCGAGGAUCUCCAGAACUCCUGAUCGCGGCGAGACAAAAGCGAGGACAGGUUCUUCGACACCUGAAUCAGCAACUACAAGAUCCCAGGAUGGCGCUCUCAGACUCGUCAAUAUUGACUUGCGUGUUACUGAGCCUAUUCGAGAAUGUGCUUUGCGAAGGCUCACAAUCUACUCAAGCGAUGACCUACCAUCUCCAAGGCGCCUUGACACUUUCCGAACUUCGAGGCUCAGCACAAUUCAGCACUGAAGUCGGACGUGGUAUCUACGCAAGAAUGCGAGGUUUCAUCCUUGCCCACUGCCUGCAGACCCGCGAUCCCAUCCCUCCAUUCAUCCUCACCUUCCUCGACGACGAAUCCAUCACCCAACGCGACUUCGCUCCUGACUUCUACAAACUCCUCGCACGUCUCUGCCAACUACGAUCCGACCACAAACAAAAGGGCUACGUCGACGCGCCCAUGGCCACCGAAGCCUCAUCCCUCGUUAACGAAUUCGACCUCUGGCACCCACACAUCCCCGAUUGGCACCCAUACUCCCGGCCCUCAGCCGACGACUUCCGCCGCAACGUUGACGACGACACCUACCGCUUCAUGUGGCUCUCCAACACCUGGUUCUUCAAGCACACAGCGCGGGUCCUCGCCUCGGACAUGGUGAUCGAGUACGCGCGAGCCCAGCUCCUCCUCGCACCCGCCUCCGCCUCCGCGACCUCCACCCUCGCCGAUGCAGUCUCUACGCAGACCUCCCUCUGUGUCGAACUCCGCGACUCGACGGAGUACUACUUCGACAAGUUCCGCAGCGCAGAGAGCUGUCAGCGCACGGCCGGCGGGUACGGCCUCCUGUGGCCCCUGUACGUGCUCAGCAUGUCGGCAACUAGCACAAGCGAGACAAUGCUGUGGAUCAAGGACAUGGCGUCAGGCAUCGCGGAUGCGUUUGGCAUCAGGCAGGGCAGAGCGAUGGCGGAUUUCAUUGCGCUGUUCUGCUCUCCGCCGGCGGAUGACGGGUUUUUGGUGGGUUUGUGAUGGGCGAAUGUAUCAGGCUGGAACCUCGGUAUCGGAAGCUGGUGGUUGUGCUGCACGGGUUGCUUUUCACUUUUCACAUCUUUUUUGGGAGGUCGCAUGAUCUUUAUUUUAUUUGGGAAUGAUGAUAUGAUGGGGUAAUUCGGACGAUAGAGACCUCUUGUAUAUUUCUGUGUAUUUGUACGACAAUUAGUAUAUAGCCAACCAAAGUAGCCUU